Hypomesus transpacificus is the source of this 1491-nucleotide messenger RNA. RefSeq lists its product as uncharacterized. The record is from RefSeq and is a predicted model, not a curated record. Lineage: Eukaryota; Metazoa; Chordata; Actinopteri; Osmeriformes; Osmeridae. The transcript is spliced from 5 exons. Gene Ontology annotation, molecular function: zinc ion binding. The coding region runs from base 165 to 770 and encodes 201 amino acids.
GAUCACCCGAGUUUCUAAAAUGCUCAGCUUUACGAGAUGUCUCCAAGACCUGCCUAAAAUAAGCGUCAGCGACGUCCAUAGGAUUGUGAAUGCUUUCUCCCCUGCUCCAUCAAAUAAGCGAGACAAGGGAUUCAAAUUGAUCAUAUCCAGUUAUCUGGACAACUAUGAGGGUGGUACUGAAAGAUUCCAGUCCUGUGGAGCUGCUUCACCACAACUGCACAUGUGUUGCUGGAGCAUCAUUAUGCAACCACUGUGUUGCUUUGCUGUUCCAGUUAGCACAUUACUCUCAGCUGAAGGUGCCAGUGGUCCCUCCUGUGCUAAGCUGCACUGAAGGAGAACAGCAGUGGCACAAGCCCAGAACUUUGGGUGUAAAGCCAGGACCCGUGGAUAAAAUGGCAGUGCUUUCUACUAAACAAAAGUGUAGAGCAACCAAAGAUGGUGUAAGGAGCACACUCUACAAAGGCCUCAGUGGGGAUUUGCCUGAUCUUUCUGUCCUUCGGGUGACUGAGGGGUAUAAAGAUUUUCCUACAGCGGAGGCGCCGAUGAUCUGCAGCAUGGGCAUCAGCUGUGAAAUUCCCCUUGUUGACUCUGCCCUUGGCAAGGUUCAAGCCGGAAGUCCAUUGUCCUACCAACAACCAGCAACAGCAAAGAGAGACCUGUCCUUACAUGCUGCUCACCAUGUCCAUCUAUGCCUCUUCAGAAUUACCGCCUACAGCCAUCAAGUUGCAUGUUUGUCUGUACCGAACCACAACAGCUACACCAUAGUAUAGAGGUCACCUGGGACAUGGUGCACACAUUUGAAUGUGCUACUAGAGCACAAAGUUCAUGUACUGAAUGGCAUCAGCUAAGGAGGCAUAGAUUGACGGCCUCACGUUUCAGGGAGAUCUGCCAGGUUAGAGAGAACGCUGAAGAAGGUCUGGCUAACCGGAUACUGCAAGGGACCCGUCAGACGGCAGCUAUGAAGAGGGGGCUCGAAUUAGAGGCAGAUGCUAUCUGGGAAUAUUGCCAAAUGAAAAGGGUCAACCACUACCCCUGUGGAUUCAUAAUUCACCCUGACACUCCUUGGCUGGGGGCAUCUCCAGACAGGUUAAUCUUUGACCCUUCAGAGCCAUGUCAGUUUGGGCUGAUUGAGAUGAAGUGCCCAAAUGUUAAGAGCUAUGUGGACUGCCCAUAUCUCAAAAUGAAUUCAGGCAAAUUGGAGCUAAAACAAACACAUGCUUACUACUGGCAAGUACAGGGGCAGCUGCUAAUAACGGGAAUGAGUUGGUGUGAUUUUGUAGUCUCAGUUGAGGAAGAUGUACUCAUCCAAAGAAUUUACAGAGACAAAGAUGUUUUGGAUGUAAUCAGAGAGAAAGUAGACAGGUUUUAUUUUUAUGUCCACUUGCAUAAAUGUGUAAUGCUUCAGGAUUAAGAUAAAAUAUUUAGUGCUGUCAGUUUAACGGCGUUAUUAACAGCGUUAACGCAAACCCAAAUUAACGGCGUCAAUUUUUU